AUGUCCACUUGGUCGCAAGAUGCGGAGGAGAUCUCGCGCGAGGCCAAGGCGUCUAAGCUGAGCGGACGAGUUCACAUAAUUGGCCUGGGCAACGCAGGAACAUUCAUUGCACAUUCGCUGGCUGCACGACAGUCUCCGCCUCCUAUCACCCUACUUAUGCACCAAGCCUCAUUCUACCAGACCUUUCGAAGGAAAAAGCGGAGCUUAGCCGUCAACUACAACGGACUUGACGACAACAGGACCGGCUUCGACGUUGAAAUCCUAGAAGACAAAGUAUGGCGGAGGAUACCGUCCAGAGAAGAACAGCAUGACGCACAGGAGGAAGACGAGAUGUACGAGAACGAUCAAAAUUUUCAUGAGGAGGAGGAGGGGCACAUUGAGUGCCUGAUAGUCUGUUGCAAGGCCUACAUGACCGAGAAGGUUAUCAGAGACGUUCGUCACCGGUUGAGCCCCAACUCGACCAUCCUGCUGGUCCAAAAUGGAUUGGGCAUCGUUGAGAAGCUGAACAGAGAUCUGUUUCCCGAUGAACACAGUCGGCCGCAUUACAUGCAGGGCGUGCUCAGCCACGGCCUGAAGAAACAAGACUCAUAUAAAAUCGGCCACGUCAGUGUGGGCUCGUUAAUACUUAGUCCUGUUGUUACCAGUCAUACUCCCCUGAUCGAGGCCGAAAGAGACACGCAUUGGGCCCCCACGACGAAAUACCUCCUUCGUCUAUUGACUCUGACACCUUCCUUGGUCGCUACUGCGGACACGCCUGCUGGUCUUUUGCAAUACCAAUUGGAAAGGCUGACCGUUAGCUCUGUUCUUGGCUCGCUUGGGGCAAUCCACGACUGCAAAAACCGCGAUCUUCUGCAUAAUUAUGCUGUCUCGCGCACUAUGCGAUUGCUUCUCUUGGAGAUCUCGAGCGUCAUCUACGCUCUGCCUGAGCUGCGUGGCAUUCCAGGAAUCGAAGACCGCUUUUCGCCUGAACGCUUGCGGCGACUUGUUAUCAACGUUGCAGCAAAUCGUCCAGAGGAUGCGAGCUCAUUACGAAACGACUUGCGUUAUCAGCAAAACACGGAAAUCGAUUUCUUGAAUGGGUGGAUUGUCAGGCGUGGCGAAGAACUCGGCAUGAAAUGUGUUCUGAACUAUAUGAUCGUGCAAUUGGUGCUGAGCAGAAUGCAAAUGAUCAGCCAAAGGGAAGCCAGUGCUGUUCCCAUUGAUUUUGAGAAUGUCAUCCUCACCGGUGAUAACACCAAGGAUGACUAA
Molecule: messenger RNA, 1248 nt
Organism: Penicillium diatomitis
Lineage: Eukaryota; Fungi; Ascomycota; Eurotiomycetes; Eurotiales; Aspergillaceae
Product: ketopantoate reductase family protein
Exons: 1
Coding region: 1-1248 (415 amino acids)
Cellular component (GO): mitochondrion; cytoplasm
Molecular function (GO): 2-dehydropantoate 2-reductase activity; NADP binding
Source: RefSeq, a predicted model, not a curated record